CAACCAUUUUUACGACUUUUUAUAAAAACUAGCCAAUUAUUGCUAAUAAUAAAAUCGAGACACAUUCCUGAGAGUAUUUUGUACAUUUAUAUAGCUAAUAAGAAAAAGAAAAACAGUUAAUUUCUUGAUGAAAUUGUGCACGACCUCCUUGUUUUAUUUUGACCUGUUUGACAUACUGCAGCGACUCUCUUUGGUCAGAAAAGGAAAAUACUCCUUUGCAAUGUAAGCUUAUAUGAUUGAAGAUGACAAGAACCCGCAGACAGUAUUAARAAUAACAGUAAGAAUGCAAAUUACUAGCUCAACUAUUCUGCUUACACAAAAAUAAUGAUUAUGCCCGACUCUGUUUUUGUACAGUAAUCAAAACUCAUUUUGAUUAUCACGCGAAAUAAUUAAAUUUUUCUAAAGGCAAUAUGGGCUUCCUGUUUCCUAUACAACCGAGAAGGAUUGUUCACUUACGUAACAUGGCGGACGAUGGCGACUAAACGCGUGGUCAGGUUAUAAAUUUCAUUCAAAAUAACCUUUAAUGAAGGCUGCGAAAUACUUUAACUCAAAGUUCUUUAUUAGCUUGACRUAAUGGCUCAAUGCAGUGAAUUCCUUAUAGUUAGGAACUGUGGUUUCAAAACGAGGUUACUCCAAAGUAGAAGUCGACCUACGCACUCUAGUGCAACCUUAAGCGCUAUUACGUUCUCGAACGUUUCAUCCAGCAAAUUUCUACAGGAAAAAAACAGAGUGUGUACGAACUCCAUGCUCUCCUGCCCCAAUGGAUGGCUUUCUUGCCUCAGUGGACGUUCUUUAAAUACGGCAGCAGCAGGCGUGUACAAGUGGGGCAAGUGUUGUGGUACAGGUCUUAGGUUAUUUGGAACUUCCAGUAUUUCUUUUGUGGAGACUAGAGAUAAUGUGUCCAACAGUUCAAAGAAAGUAAAAUCGCAUAGUUCAUCAAGUAAAGCUAAAAAGAAAAAAUCUCAAAAGUUAAGUUCUAGAUCUCAAGAAAGAGCUGUGCCGUCAUCAAGAGUUAGUAGGCUGUUAAACUUUAGUGGGCUUGUUGCUAGUGUUGGGCUUGGGGCAUUAAAUGAAGUUACAAAACGACAACUUGGUUUAGAGGAUAAAGCUGAUGCCAUAGCAAAAAGAACUGGAAGUGCAAUUUUAACAGAGGCUAAUCUAGAAAAAAUAGUUAACACACUGUGUCGUAUGAGGGGAGCAGCCUUAAAACUUGGACAAAUGUUAAGCAUUCAAGAUAAUAACUUCAUUCCCCCUGAACUACAAAAAAUAUUUGAAAGAGUUCGAAACAGUGCAGACUUCAUGCCAAAGUGGCAGUUAGAGAAAGUUAUGAAAAGUCAAUUUGGAAAUGACUGGAGAAGCAAGCUUGCUGAAUUUGAUGAUAAGCCUUUUGCAGCUGCAUCUAUUGGUCAGGUACACAAAGGUGUGUUGCAUGAUGGAAGACAAGUUGCCAUUAAAAUACAGUACCCAGGGGUGGCAGAAAGYAUUAAUAGUGAUAUUGACAAUCUGAUGACAGUCCUCAAAAUAACAAAGCUGAUACCAGAGGAGUAUUUUGCUCAAGCAGCAAUGGAUGUGGCUAGAAGAGAGCUUGCGUGGGAGGUUGAUUAUCUCAGGGAAGCUGAGAACAGCAAACGAUUCAAGAAAUUAAUUGGACAGCACCCACAAUUCUAUGUGCCAGAGGUUAUUGAUGAGCUGACCUCCAAACAAGUACUAACAGCUGAACUUAUUGAAGGAACUCCACUAGAUAAAAUUGCAGAUGUUAAUCAAGRUGUUGUUAAUGAGGUUUGCAGAAACGUCCUGGAGCUUUGCCUCAAUGAGUUAUUUGUGUACAGAUUCAUGCAAACUGAUCCAAACUGGUCAAAUUUCUUUUAUAACUCAGAAACCAAAAAGAUAUAUUUGCUAGACUUUGGUGCAGCAAGAGAAUAUUCAAAACCAUUUGUUGACAACUAUAUCAAGAUUAUAAGAGGAAGUGCUAUUKCUGAUCGUCAAAUGGUGAUUGACAACUCAAUAGCUCUGUCAUUUCUUACAGGUUACGAAUCAAAGRUAAUGAUAAAUACUCACACAGAUGCAGUGAUGAUCCUUGGAGAGCCAUUCGCCACACSUGAACCGUUCGAUUUUGGUAGACAAGACACUUCACGUCGCAUCAUGGAUCUCAUUCCSAUCAUGCUCCGUCAUCGGCUUACGCCUCCUCCAGAAGAAGCGUACUCGUUGCAUCGUAAAAUGUCUGGUUCUUUUCUGUUGUGUGCCAAACUUGGAGCUGUAAUUGAGUGUAAAAGUUUAUUUGAUGAAAUAUGGAAUAAUUAUUAAGCUUAACAUUCAAGAUUAAGCUUGAUGGAAAAGAGGAUUUUCGUGGAAGCGGAAACUGAAGAAAUCUUUUUUCUGAAACGCUUUAUUACAAGAAAAAU
Exaiptasia diaphana is the source of this 2402-nucleotide messenger RNA. Its product is annotated as atypical kinase COQ8B, mitochondrial. Gene Ontology annotation, biological process: ubiquinone biosynthetic process. NCBI's taxonomy places the organism in Eukaryota, Metazoa, Cnidaria, Anthozoa, Actiniaria, Aiptasiidae. Gene Ontology annotation, molecular function: kinase activity. Gene Ontology annotation, cellular component: extrinsic component of mitochondrial inner membrane. The record is from RefSeq and is a predicted model, not a curated record.